Neogale vison (American mink) is the source of this 4135-nucleotide messenger RNA. It is a transcript of the gene DNM1L, whose product is annotated as dynamin 1 like. Gene Ontology annotation, molecular function: microtubule binding; GTPase activity; GTP binding. The transcript has 21 exons. Gene Ontology annotation, biological process: mitochondrial fragmentation involved in apoptotic process; mitochondrial fission. NCBI's taxonomy places the organism in Eukaryota, Metazoa, Chordata, Mammalia, Carnivora, Mustelidae. Gene Ontology annotation, cellular component: cytoplasm; mitochondrion; membrane. The record is from RefSeq and is a predicted model, not a curated record. Bases 108 to 2357 code for a protein of 749 amino acids.
CGGCUCCCGAGGAGAGGGAGGAGGAGAGGAGGAAGGAGGCGGACUCUGGGCCCCGGCCCCAUUCAUUGCCGCGGCCGGGCGGGCGAGGGUCCCGUGUUUUCGGAGUCAUGGAGGCGCUAAUUCCUGUUAUCAACAAGCUCCAGGAUGUCUUCAACACGGUGGGCGCCGACAUCAUCCAGUUGCCUCAGAUCGUUGUGGUGGGAACGCAGAGCAGUGGAAAGAGCUCAGUGCUAGAAAGCCUAGUGGGGAGGGACCUGCUUCCCAGAGGCACUGGUAUUGUCACCCGGAGACCUCUCAUUCUACAACUAGUCCAUGUUUCACCCGAAGAUAAGCGAAAAACAACGGGAGAAGAAAAUGACCCUGCUACAUGGAAAAACUCAAGACACCUUUCUAAAGGGGUUGAAGCAGAAGAAUGGGGUAAAUUUCUUCACACCAAAAAUAAGCUUUACACGGAUUUUGAUGAAAUUCGACAAGAAAUUGAAAAUGAAACAGAAAGGAUUUCAGGAAAUAAUAAGGGAGUAAGCCCUGAGCCAAUUCAUCUUAAGAUUUUUUCACCCAAUGUUGUCAAUCUGACACUUGUGGAUUUGCCAGGAAUGACCAAGGUGCCUGUAGGUGAUCAACCUAAGGAUAUUGAGCUUCAAAUCAGAGAGCUCAUUCUUCGGUUCAUCAGUAAUCCAAAUUCCAUCAUCCUUGCUGUCACUGCUGCUAAUACAGAUAUGGCAACAUCAGAGGCACUUAAGAUUUCAAGAGAGGUAGAUCCAGAUGGUCGCAGAACCUUAGCUGUAAUCACUAAACUUGACCUUAUGGAUGCGGGUACUGAUGCCAUGGAUGUAUUGAUGGGAAGAGUUAUUCCAGUCAAACUUGGAAUAAUUGGAGUAGUUAACAGGAGCCAGCUGGACAUUAACAAUAAGAAGAGUGUAACUGAUUCAAUCCGAGAUGAGUAUGCAUUUCUUCAAAAGAAAUACCCAUCUCUGGCUAAUAGAAAUGGAACAAAGUAUCUUGCUAGGACUCUAAACAGGUUACUGAUGCAUCACAUCAGAGAUUGCUUACCAGAGCUGAAAACAAGAAUAAAUGUUCUAGCUGCUCAGUAUCAGUCUCUCCUAAAUAGCUAUGGUGAACCUGUGGAUGAUAAAAGUGCUACUUUACUCCAACUUAUUACCAAAUUCGCCACAGAAUAUUGUAACACUAUUGAAGGAACUGCAAAAUAUAUUGAAACUUCAGAACUAUGCGGUGGUGCUAGGAUAUGUUAUAUUUUCCAUGAGACUUUUGGGCGAACUUUAGAAUCUGUUGACCCGCUAGGUGGCCUUAACACUAUUGACAUUUUGACCGCCAUUAGAAAUGCUACUGGUCCUCGUCCUGCUUUGUUUGUGCCUGAAGUUUCAUUUGAGUUACUGGUCAAGCGGCAAAUCAAACGUCUGGAAGAACCCAGCCUGCGUUGUGUGGAACUGGUUCAUGAGGAAAUGCAAAGGAUCAUUCAGCACUGUAGCAAUUACAGUACACAGGAGUUGUUGCGAUUCCCUAAACUUCAUGAUGCCAUAGUUGAAGUAGUGACUUGCCUUCUUCGUAAACGGUUGCCUGUUACAAAUGAAAUGGUCCAUAACUUAGUGGCAAUUGAAUUGGCUUAUAUCAACACAAAACAUCCAGACUUUGCUGAUGCUUGUGGGCUAAUGAACAAUAAUAUAGAGGAACAAAGGAGAAACAGGCUAGCAAGAGAAUUACCUUCAGCAGUAUCACGAGACAAGUCUUAUAAAGUUCCAAGUGCUUUGGCACCUGCCUCCCAGGAGCCCUCCCCUGCUGCUUCUGCUGAGGCUGAUGGCAAGUUAAUUCAGGACAGCAGAAGAGAAACUAAAAAUGUUGCAUCUGGAGGUGGUGGGGUUGGAGACGGUGUUCAAGAACCAACAACAGGCAACUGGAGAGGAAUGCUGAAAACUUCAAAAGCUGAAGAGUUAUUAGCUGAGGAAAAAUCAAAGCCAAUUCCAAUUAUGCCAGCCAGCCCACAGAAAGGCCAUGCUGUGAAUCUGCUGGAUGUGCCUGUUCCUGUUGCACGAAAACUAUCUGCCCGUGAACAGCGAGAUUGUGAGGUCAUUGAACGACUCAUCAAAUCAUAUUUUCUUAUUGUCAGAAAGAAUAUUCAAGACAGUGUGCCAAAGGCAGUAAUGCAUUUUUUGGUUAAUCAUGUGAAAGAUACUCUUCAGAGUGAGUUAGUAGGACAGCUGUACAAAUCGUCCUUAUUGGAUGAUCUUCUGACUGAAUCUGAGGACAUGGCCCAGCGCAGGAAGGAAGCAGCCGACAUGCUGAAGGCAUUGCAAGGAGCCAGUCAAAUAAUUGCUGAAAUCCGAGAGACUCAUCUUUGGUGAAGAGAACUAUAGAAUAUGGGGACUUUGUUGACUCGAAAUUUGCUAGUUACUGCCUACUUGAGUAGAAUUUUAUUUAUGAACUCCUGUGUAUUACAAUGGUAUGAAUCUGCUCAUUGAAGAGACUGGCUAUAAACUGAAAAUUUUACUCUGUAUUGCAGAACAAAUCAUACAGUUAAUCCAAAUAAUAAAUGGCUGUUUCUAAAGUUGCCCAGUACCUAUAAAAUACAUCAAGUCUUUCUUGUGACCAUUUCAUUUGAACUUAAAAAGAGCUGUUAAAUGUUCUAGUUGUGCAAGCAGUUUGCCUGUGGAUAAGAUGACCUGUGUAAUCUGUUAGUAGUAUUAAAGCUGCUGCCCUAGUCCUGCAAGAAGAAUGCACAAGACACCAUUUCCUACAACUGUAAUGCAUGCACAAUAUAAACUGGUCUGGCUUUGAAAGAUGUGAGUUGACAGGUUACUCACAGUCAUUGUAUUCCACCUGUCCUUCGAUUUAUAGUUUUACUGAGCUUUGCUGCAGCCUUUGAUGUGUAAGAAAGCUGAAGGCACAAGAAGGUCUGGAACGUUGACAGUGACGCAGUGUGCAUGUGUAGCUAUGCAGCCCUUCCACUUCUGGGCUCACGCUACCCUAGUGAGUUAAAAAUCAAAGUAUCUUUGAUCCUUUCUUAAACCUGGAAGGAUGAAUUAUAUUGUUCUGCAUUAAAAAUCAUCUAGACUUGAUUUUCAAAUAUAAUAAUGCAGAUCCAUCUUUAAAUUAGAUCACUUACACCAUGUCCCAAGAUGCACUUGGAACUGGGACUUAAAACCAAAUCCUGUGGUGAUCACUGAAGUGUAUCUUCUCUAUCAGUUGGUUAAAAAAAAAAGUUACUUUUGCUUCACACCAACAAAAUACAUUAGAAAAUACUCUAUUUUAGAGUGGAACAAUAUAUAUAGAGUGGAACUCUAUAAUCUAAAGAAAAAUACCUGGACACAGCCACACAUCCGAAGGCUUAGGCUACUAAAAUGCAUUCAAAGAGGUUGGGGGUGAGGUUUAGAACGUAUUCACAUUUUAUUAAAAUUCCCCAGGUGAUUCUUGAUAUGAAUUACAUUAAAAUUUUUUAAAGAUAACGGGUCAAAAUCCUUAAGGCAUUUAGCUCCAUCUCUGACAGAUACUAUAUUUCCAUAAUAUAGAAUUUAUUGAAUAUGUUAACCUUUCUCCUAAGUUAUGACAUUUAUGAAGAACUCCUGGCAGGGAAAGCAUGUCUGGCAACUCAAGCUUACGGUACCCAUUUACUAGCAAACAACAGGCUCAGCAACUGACCUCAACCAUGAACAGAUUCAAUCUUCUCUAAUAUGGUACUCCUUUGAAUCUGUGAGCAGUACCUAUCUGGAGAGAAUGCACACUACCUAAACGUCUGUUAGCACACACUCUGAAGUCACUCUCCCAUUCUUCAACCUCAGUAGUCAUCCAUGACUGACUGACUUCAGAUACAUCAGAUGACUACCAUUUCAGCCUUUUAAAUUUGUAAGGGGGCGGGGAACUUAACAGGGCACCAUUCUCCACAUUAAACAUAUUUCAAAUUGGAAAUGUUACCUUUAAAGAUAGGUUAUGGUAAUGUACUUGCUGGCACUACACACCUUGUACAAGAAAAGCAGAGGCAAGAAAGGUUUGGAAAGUUAGAAAACCUUCCUUUGUUGGCUCUCAAACUGAGUGAAGCUCUGAUAUGUUUAGACGAUCUCUGACAUUUACAGUGGACACCUGUAUGUUCUUGCUAUGUAAAUAAAAUUGCUGGUAUGAAAUGACA